UUACAAAACAAAAUUUACAUUAGCAUUAGUUAACUAUAUAUAAAUAAAAUGAAUUAAAUGAGUUGUAUACCAUGAGCGAUAUAAUUAUUGGUAAUGGCAUUCAAAAAUGGAAAAAAAAAACACAGAAUGGGUGCCAGAAGAUCAAAUGUUCAUUUAAUGAAAAGUAAGCAAGCAAAGCAUUUGUUAUCUCCCAGUAUUGUUCCAGUUGCAAACAAAGAUUUUCUGCUUAAAAUCAUUUCUCCUAUUUUGUGUUUGUGUAGGACAAUUUCUAAGGUUUUUUUGAUACCAAGAUGGUUAAACACAUUUUCACCUGUUGAAAAAAUAGAUAUUCUUGAAAAAAGGAUUUUAUACUUGGAACAUGAAGUUAAUUUAUUGAAAAAUCAAAAUAAACUGUUAUCAAUUUCUACAUGUCACACAAGUCAAUCUACAACUUCUCUGCCCUUGCUGAGUCUUCCUCCACAACCACCUCCACCUCCACCAUUGCCAGUGUUUGUUUUGCCAAGUCAACAUAAUUCAGCAAAUAUAAAAAGUUGUGCAAUGAAUUCAUCAAAAAAUAGGUUAGCAACUGAUGAACUUCUAAAAGAUAUCACAUUGCACAAGGUUCUUCAAACAAAUGUUAAAAAGACUGUUAAUGAAGAAAAAAAAGUCCCACUAGUUAGUGUACAAGAUAUAAAGAAUGUAAAAUUGAAAAAAACUGUUUACAAAAAGACACCACAUAGAACUCCUCCAUUAAAUAUGGCAUCAACUUUGUCUGCACUUAGAGCUAGAAAUGUAAAUAUUAAAAAGUCUUCAGGAAAUAAGAAGUCUCCUGGAGAUAUAAUUCGUCGUCAUCUAAGAAAAGUUCCUGUAAAACGCAGUCCUGGCGGUACUCCAAUGGUGUUAAGAGAUUUUAGUAAAAGUACUGGAGAAGGUCUCACGCCCAUGUUAAGCAAUGCUCUGAAAGAUAAAUUUAAAAAUGCUAACGAAAAUGUAAAAUCAAGCCCUUGCACGCCUAACAUAACACUUCAGUUUGAUUGCGAGGCUGUCUGAUUGAAGCAAGAUAAUUGAUUAAUAUGCACUCGGUUGUUUAUCACGCUAGGGUUGUCAAUAUCUGAUUAUUUAUGCAGUAGAACACAGUCAAAUCUUAAUAAAAAAAUAAGUUUUGCAUUGCGCUUUCAUCCAUAAAUAACCGGGUUUUGACAACCCUAUAUCAUGCCAAAAUUUUGACAACCCUUUAUCACGCCAAACCCUUUUUAUAUAUACACUUAAAAGUAUACACGGAUGAAGAUUAAUCUUUAAUAUAUACAUUUUCGGA
Molecule: messenger RNA, 1294 nt
Organism: Hydra vulgaris (swiftwater hydra)
Lineage: Eukaryota; Metazoa; Cnidaria; Hydrozoa; Anthoathecata; Hydridae
Product: proline-rich protein 11
Source: RefSeq, a predicted model, not a curated record